Mycena indigotica is the source of this 1026-nucleotide messenger RNA. Its product is annotated as RRM domain-containing protein. The record is from RefSeq and is a predicted model, not a curated record. The transcript has 6 exons. Gene Ontology annotation, molecular function: mRNA binding. NCBI's taxonomy places the organism in Eukaryota, Fungi, Basidiomycota, Agaricomycetes, Agaricales, Mycenaceae. Gene Ontology annotation, biological process: mRNA alternative polyadenylation. The coding region runs from base 1 to 1026 and encodes 341 amino acids. Gene Ontology annotation, cellular component: mRNA cleavage and polyadenylation specificity factor complex.
AUGCCUGCGGAAGACGACUUUGACUUGUAUGGCGAAAUGGACGCGCCAAUGCAGGACAACGAGGGAGAGCAUGUCGAGACGCUCACAUCAACUCCUGCAACCGCUCUUGGUGAUAAGCGCCCAAGAGAUGAGGAUGAGGGCUACGACGACUUGAAUGUGAACCAGCCGCCUUCAUCUUCCCGUUCCAACUCCGGUCAAACCGGUACUCAAUUCAACUCGAUGAUGCAUGGCCAGUCGCAGAGCAAUGGAACCGUUAAUGACUCGUUGUAUAUCGGCGAUUUGCAAUGGUGGACGACCGAUGAAGACCUUCGUCAAGUCGCGCUCAACGUCGGGGUUUCCAUUGAUCAUAAAGACAUAACCUUCUCAGAACACAAAGUCAACGGUAAAUCCAAAGGUAUCGCGUACUUGGAAUGUGGAGACUAUCAAAACGCGAUGAUGUUAAAGAACUGGUUUGAUAACAAUGAUUUCCAAGGCCGCCGGGCCUCUGCAACGCUAACUAGCUCUGCCCAGGGAAAUCCAUUCCGUACCCUUCCGAAAGGCAUGCAGUUGUGCGACAAUUUGUUUCAAGACUCUAAUCUUCGUCUAGACCCGCCACCCCGUGAGCAACGAAUGCAACAGACCCCACAGCAGCAGACAGGAAGUGUUCCGAUGCCGAGUGUUCCGAUGAUGGCCAAUCUGAUGAAUCGUGGGGGAGCAAAUUUCCGUGGUGGAAUGCGUGGUGGGAUGAACAACAUGAUGGGAAUGCGCGGAGGAAUGCCUGGAAUGGGUAUGCCUGGCAUGAUGGGGAUGCCGGCAAUGGGCAUGAAUAUGGGGAUGACUGGGAUGAAUAUGAUGAACAAUGGCGGAUUUGUAGGACGUGGAGGGCCGCCGCAAGGUCCUCGUGGAGGCGGGAUGAUGCGUGGUGGUCGUGGGAACUUCAAUGGGGGUGGCCAUUUCAACCCAGCUUUCAUGCAAGGUGGUCAAGGAGGGUUCAAUGGGACACCACCCGACGGUCCGAGAAAACGUUACCGUGUCGAUGAAAGUUGA